AUGUCCCCGAACACUUGGGUUAUCGAAAUGCCGUCGCAGAAGUCGUGCUCUCAUCCGUACCCGCGAAGGAUCUCGCCGUACCGAACGCCGUCCUUGAAUCGGGAUGCCUUUACUAGGGAUUCCCCCGCAGCGGCGACUUCUGGUCCCAGUACGAGGUCACACAAUCAUCCCGUUUUCGAGGAUAUACGCACCAUACUGUCAGUGCUGAAGGCCAGUGGCCUGAUGCCCAUCUAUGAGCAGGUUUCCAACUACGAAGUAGGUCCUCCGACCAAGACCAACGAGUUCUACUCCUUUUUCGUGAGAGGCGUGGUCCACGCCCUCACCAUCUUUAAUGUCUACAGCUUGUUUACACCCAUCUCGGCCCAGUUAUUCUACUCUUAUCGGGAGACCGAUAAUGUUAACCAGUGGAUCGAACUGCUACUUUGCAUCCUGACCUACACCCUUACGGUUUUCGUGUGUGCCCGAAAUACCAAGAGCAUGUUGCGCAUCAUGAACGAGAUCCUUCAAUUGGACGAGGAAGUGCGUAAGCAGUUUGGGGCCAAUUUGAACCAGAACUUUGGGUUCUCUGUGAAGUUCCUGGUGGGCAUAGCCGCCUGUCAGACCUACAUUAUUGUGCUGAAGAUCUAUGCUGUGGAUGGUGUAAUCACACCGCCCUCCUACAUACUGCUGGCCUUCUAUGCCGUCCAGAACGGUCUCACGGCCACCUACAUCGUGUUUGCUUCAGCUCUGCUGAGAAUUGUGUACAUACGUUUCCAUUUCAUUAACCAAUUGCUAAAUGGAUAUACCUAUGGGCAGCAACAGAAGCGCAAGGGUGGUGGAGGCGGUGGAAGGCGACAUCGGGGCAAUGGUCAGCACCAUCCCACUCCCAAUCCGGCCAUUAUGGAACAUUUCCCGGAGGACUCGCUGUUCAUCUAUCGCAUGCACAAUAAACUUUUGCGUAUCUACAAGGGUAUCAACGAUUGCUGCAACCUGAUACUGGUCUCGUUCUUGGGUUACUCCUUUUACACGGUCACCACCAAUUGCUACAAUCUGUUUGUCCAGAUCACCGCCAAAGGCAUGGUGUCGCCCAACAUUCUGCAGUGGUGCUUUGCUUGGCUCUGUCUCCACGUCUCCCUUCUGGCUCUGCUGUCCAGGAGCUGUGGUCUGACCACCAGAGAGGCGAAUGCCACAUCCCAGAUACUAUCAAGGGUCUAUGCCAGCAGCAGGGAGUAUCAGAAUAUUAUUGAUAAAUUUCUGACCAAGAGCAUUAAGCAAGAGGUUCAAUUCACGGCAUAUGGAUUCUUUGCAAUAGAUAACUCGACUUUGUUCAAGAUUUUCUCGGCCGUCACCACUUACCUGGUCAUCUUGAUUCAAUUCAAGCAGCUGGAGGACUCAAAGGUGGAGGACCCCGAACCAGACCAGACUUGAAACAC
This is a messenger RNA of Drosophila kikkawai, 1412 nucleotides long. RefSeq names its product Gustatory receptor 32a (gene Gr32a). Gene Ontology annotation, cellular component: dendrite; neuronal cell body; axon. The record is from RefSeq and is a predicted model, not a curated record. Gene Ontology annotation, biological process: chemosensory behavior; sensory perception of taste; male courtship behavior. NCBI's taxonomy places the organism in Eukaryota, Metazoa, Arthropoda, Insecta, Diptera, Drosophilidae.